CAUCGAGGGAGUUGUAGGAAAUGGCGUCAGCCUGGUGCAGGGAUAACGGUGAUCAGGCAGUGAAUUACCCUCUAAAUUGACACGUAGGAACCCGGUUAAAUAACCAGGUCCAUACCUAUGUUUUGAUGCGGUCACGGAGAUAUGCUUUUGCAUAUGAAAUAGUGGAUCUCGGAUCACUAACAAAGACGAGGAAUUGCAGUUGGCAUCCCCAACAUACGGAUACCCUGGACGGACAACCUUCAAAACAAUGGCAAAGGAUAACAAACCAAGUAGGGUAGAUACAUUUGUCUUUGCUGGAUCAAAUGGUCACAAUGGUCAACAGUGGCAAGGUGGGUUGAACGACGUGGUGCAAAAUCACUACCGUGCCGCCCACCAAAUGUCAAGGAUGGCCCGGGUGACCUCAGAUGUUAGGACCAAGUGUGCUGCCUAUGUGCUAGCGUUGAGGCCGUGGAGCUUCAGUGCAUCUCUCACGCCCGUGGCACUUGGCAGUGCCCUUGCAUACAAGCUGGAGGGCUCUGUGGACUUGCUGGUUCUGGUCGUGUGUGCGGUGGCUGUGCUGGUGGUCCAUGGGGCGGGGAACCUCGUGAACACCUACUAUGACUUCUCAAAAGGGAUAGAUCACAAGAAGAGCGACGACAGGACCCUUGUGGACGAGAUCCUCGCCCCACAAGAUGUGGUGAUGUUUGGAGCGUUGCUAUAUUCAGUGGGGUGCUUGUGUGCCACCCUCCUCUUCUUUUUAUCCACCUUAAGACUUGAGCACCUAGCCCUAAUUUAUUUUGGUGGACUUUCCAGCUCUUUUUUAUAUACUGGAGGUAUCGGCCUCAAGUAUGUUGCCCUGGGCGACGUGGUGAUCCUGAUCACCUUCGGCCCGCUGGCGGUCAUGUUCGCCCACGCGGUGCAGGUGGGCUACCUCUCGGUGCUGCCGCUGGUCUACGCCGUGCCGCUGGCGCUCAACACGGAGGCCAUCCUCCACAGCAACAACACCCGAGACAUGGACUCUGACAAGCAGGCGGGCAUCGUCACACUGGCCAUCCUCCUCGGCCCGACGCUGUCCUACGUGCUGUACAACCUGCUGCUCUUCGUGCCCUACGUGCUCUUCUGCAUCCUGGCCACGCACUACAGCAUCAGCAUGGCCCUGCCCCUGCUCACCCUGCCCAUGGCCUUCCCCCUGGAGAAGCAGUUCCGGAGCAGGUGCUACGCCCGGAUUCCACAGAAGACUGCCAAGCUCAACCUGCUCAUGGGGCUCUUCUAUGUGUUCGGGAUCAUCCUGGCGCCACCGGGCAGUUUGCCGUUAUUGUAACUAGGAAGAAUUUCUAAUUUUUAUAUAAAUGCAUUUUUCUUUGGUCAUGUUUUGAUGCAGAGUAGUUUGUGUUUAUUUUGUCGUCUGUUAUUCAAUUGCUUUUAUUUCAGGAGGCUUUAAUCAAUUGCUUUAUUUUAUUGUCUAAUUUAUACACAUUUAGUGUAGGUACUCAAAACUACUAUCUGUGUUUUUUCUUUUUGCUUUAUUUUCAGUAUUGAAAAGUGCACAGUUGUAUGUGUUGACUUAAAUGUAUUGGUGCCCUUUUCGUACCAAUGACUCUCCAUCUAAAGACAGACAAGAUUCUGUUAGGUCUUUAAGGCAAAAUAAAUAUAUAACAAUUUGUAUUCCUUACAUGGUAUGCAAUGUUUAUUUAUUGUGGGAGAGAACUUAAGCAAAUGUAUUAAAUUUAUUUUUCUACAAAUGCCAUGACUCAGCUUCUGUCAAAUAAAUAAUAGCACAGCCAG
Molecule: messenger RNA, 1764 nt
Organism: Gadus morhua (Atlantic cod)
Lineage: Eukaryota; Metazoa; Chordata; Actinopteri; Gadiformes; Gadidae
Gene: ubiad1
Product: UbiA prenyltransferase domain containing 1
Exons: 3
Coding region: 248-1300 (350 amino acids)
Biological process (GO): vitamin K biosynthetic process; menaquinone biosynthetic process
Cellular component (GO): Golgi membrane; endoplasmic reticulum
Molecular function (GO): prenyltransferase activity
Source: RefSeq, a predicted model, not a curated record